This is a messenger RNA of Prunus avium (sweet cherry), 1859 nucleotides long. RefSeq names its product tubulin beta-6 chain. The record is from RefSeq and is a predicted model, not a curated record. Gene Ontology annotation, cellular component: microtubule. NCBI's taxonomy places the organism in Eukaryota, Viridiplantae, Streptophyta, Magnoliopsida, Rosales, Rosaceae. Gene Ontology annotation, molecular function: GTPase activity; GTP binding; structural constituent of cytoskeleton. Gene Ontology annotation, biological process: microtubule-based process.
AAAGAGAAGGAGAGAGAAGUUCGUUGGUUUGUCCGUACUCUCUUUGUGUGGCUGUCACACACACGGCAGCAACAGAUUAAUUCACUAAAAAAAUAUCACACCCACUAUUAUUACCUUCCUAACCUCCGAAUCUCCCUCUAUCGCUCUCUCUCCCCCUCCUUCCCCUUCAUAAUAGGGAUUUCAGAUAGACUUUCUCCUGUCUCUCCUCUCUCUCAUUGAUUGGUUUGGGCCAUUUCACCAAACGCCCUAACCGGAGAUCUCUCUUCGUUUUUGGCCCACUGUAACAUCUCGCGACAAUGAGAGAGAUCUUGCAUAUCCAAGGAGGCCAAUGCGGUAACCAAAUCGGCUCCAAGUUCUGGGAAGUCAUCUGCGACGAGCACGGCGUUGACCCCACCGGAAGGUACCGUGGAGACGCCAACUCCGAUCUUCAACUCGAGAGGAUCAAUGUCUAUUACAAUGAGGCUUCCGGCGGCCGGUACGUCCCUCGCGCCGUCCUCAUGGAUCUUGAACCCGGUACCAUGGACAGCAUCCGAUCCGGUCCGUUCGGCCAGAUCUUCCGCCCUGACAACUUCGUCUUCGGCCAGUCCGGUGCCGGCAACAACUGGGCCAAAGGUCAUUACACCGAAGGUGCCGAGUUGAUCGAUUCCGUUCUCGAUGUUGUUCGCAAGGAGGCCGAGAAUUGUGACUGCCUUCAAGGUUUUCAGGUUUGCCACUCACUUGGAGGAGGCACUGGGUCGGGCAUGGGAACCCUUCUGAUAUCAAAGAUUAGAGAGGAAUACCCAGACAGGAUGAUGCUGACAUUCUCUGUUUUCCCUUCACCAAAGGUCUCAGACACCGUCGUGGAACCAUAUAAUGCCACUCUUUCAGUGCACCAGUUGGUUGAGAAUGCUGAUGAAUGCAUGGUUCUUGAUAAUGAAGCACUUUAUGACAUUUGCUUCAGGACCCUAAAGCUCAGCACCCCAAGCUUUGGUGACCUGAACCAUUUGAUAUCUGCAACCAUGAGUGGGGUGACAUGCUGCCUAAGGUUCCCUGGGCAGCUGAACUCCGACCUCCGGAAGCUGGCUGUGAAUCUGAUUCCAUUCCCACGUCUUCACUUCUUCAUGGUGGGGUUUGCCCCUCUAACCUCUCGUGGGUCCCAACAGUACAUCUCCCUCACUGUGCCAGAGCUAACUCAGCAAAUGUGGGAUGCCAAGAACAUGAUGUGUGCUGCUGACCCUCGUCACGGACGUUACCUGACAGCCUCAGCAAUGUUCAGGGGAAAGAUGAGCACCAAGGAGGUGGAUGAACAGAUGAUCAAUGUGCAGAACAAGAAUUCGUCCUACUUUGUUGAGUGGAUUCCUCACAAUGUGAAGUCAAGCGUAUGUGAUAUUCCUCCCAGGGGUUUGAAAAUGGCGUCGACUUUUGUGGGCAACUCUACAUCGAUCCAGGAGAUGUUCAGGAGAGUGAGCGAGCAGUUCACAGCCAUGUUCCGGCGCAAGGCCUUUUUGCAUUGGUACACUGGGGAAGGGAUGGACGAGAUGGAGUUCACAGAAGCUGAGAGUAACAUGAAUGAUUUGGUUGCCGAGUACCAGCAAUACCAAGAUGCUACUGUCGAGGAUGAUGGUGAGUACGAGGAGGAGGACGGUGCUGAAGAGAACUAUGAGGACUAAAACCUCUUUGGCAACAAAUUACAUAUGGAGAACCGGAAAAGAGGUUUGACAUGAAGGGUACCUUCCUUCAUGCUUGUGUACUAGAUUGUUAUAUGUGUUUCAACGUUUUGCUUUAUCAUUUGUUUCUCUUGCUUCCUUCUGGGUUCCGGUCUCAGCUAAUCAAGCUUAUCACCUUGCGCGAUUGGUCAAUAUUUGUAGUAUAUCAUCUUA